AUGGGUUCGAUGACAGAGAGCGCCAACAGUUCCAACGGCACACUCCAUGCCCUCGAGCACGUCCCCACUACUCCUGGGCCGAGCUGCCGGUCUCAACUUGCCAUGCACGACUCACGAGGCAUGGACACUGAGAGUCCUUCCUCCACCUGCGAUGAGGCCCUCGAAUCUCAAACCUACGACUCGCUCCCUAGUAGCCCGCGCUCCACAAGCGGGGUAUUCCCAGGCGUCCGGAUGAGCAGUCGUUCCCAGAUCGGCACGGUUUCUGCUGCCAUACCUAUUGGAACUGCCUUGUGCGCUGGCGUGGCGAAUUUAGCAUCACACAUCCUCGAGGUCAAUACGGCGCCCGAACAAUUGGCGAGGGCUGCAGACGCUUCGCCGGUCAAGCGACGAGUACGGGGGGGACGCGCCUCUAGAAGACAUCGACAAGUGGAGCGGAGCACAGAUGCUGCAGACUUGGUGGUUCCUAACCGGCGGAGCAGUCUAACCCUGACGUUGCAAGAAGCUUCCGAUCUAGCAAGGGGAGUGCUGGGGCUGACUGAGGCGGACAGGCCACCAUUGCCCACUCAACUCUCAGCGGCGCGUGAGACAGAAGGAAGCGCUGACGAGAGCUUGCCGCUCACGAUCGAUACCAACGUCCCCACUGAGAUUGGCAGGACACUUUCGACGUCGACUGCAGGCACGGAUCAGUCCAGUACCGUGGAGAGUUCUGGAACAGCGGCGACUUCUGAAGCGCCAUCGUCGAUCGAUCAGGUAGAGGUCGGAGUUGUCACUUCGCUUGAUGGGAGCAAAAUCCGCGAGCCGUCGUCGGAAGAACGUCCAAGGGAUGAAGGCGCCGAAAGAGGCUUAGCUUCGCAUUCAGAAGGUCGGCGUGAAACUACCACGAGCGCGGCUCAGAGCGUGGCCAGCUUCACGAAGAUGCGUCGACUUCACGCCCUAUAUGAGCUGGUCGAGACCGAGCGUUCUUAUGCAGAUGAUCUUGGCUUGCUUGUCGAAGUGUUCUUUCGCAACCUUGGAGAUCAGCCUUUCUUCUCCGAGCGCAGUGAUCGCAUCGAUACUGUUCAGCGUAAUGCGGCGGAGCUGCUCCUGCUGCAUCGCGAGAUGGCAGACAACAUGGAGCGAAUUCUGGAGGAGCAUGGCGUAUCGCCUUCGGACGUGCUGUCAAAAGCCUCAGGAAGUCACAUUGCUGCCAGCGCCGAAGCGGAAGCAGCUACCAGCCGCAUUGCAAAGUAUUUCGGCAAGCUUGGGCCGCGAUUCGCGAUCUACCAGGACUUUUGCUCCCGGCACGGCGAAGCAUUAUCCCUGGUCCGCGAUGCUGAGCGCCGGCACGGCGGCGAUGAUUGGCGGAGCUACGAACGGUGUUGCAGCAACAUUUUGCGAGGCUUUUCUCGCUCGCCCACGCCUAGAAAUGGCCUCUCCCGAGCAAACUCUAACCAGGGGACUUCGAGCGCAGGAAGCCUUGGCAUCGCGCCCAUGACGCCUACAGCCACCAUCGCCCCACUGUCUCCGCUGUACGACCAUGCGCGCGCUCCGAGCUCGCCUGAUCAAGCCUUUGGUGCCUCAUUCAUUCAACUACCACUCGUCGCUACACCAGCCUCCGAGACAAGCUCGACUGGCGGAAUGCUUCGAGAUGGAGCUGCGAGAUUGUUGUUCUCGGACUACUUUGUGAAGCCGAUCCAACGUCUGUGCUUGUAUCCGGUCGUCCUGAGCACUCUGCUCAAGUACAGCGACGAUGGCGACCCUUCUCACGCGGCGCUCAGUGAAGCUCUAGCGACGAUGCGCCACGUAGCAGAGGAUGUUGACGAGGCGGGCAAGGAGCGAGAGAAGGUGCUGAUGGCAGCCCUGAUCAGUUCGCGUGUUGAGGCAACGCUGGUGAGUCCGAGCGAAUGCAGCGCGGAUGGUGCAGAUUCUUUGCUGAGACCUUCCAUCUGCCACCUCACUCAGAGUGUGACACCGACGCUGAUCGCGUCGCUCGGACACUGCCUUCUUGCUGGCGCCCUCGACGUGAUGCAUCAUCACUCGGUCCUCCAGCCCUUGACUGCACCGCUUCGUUUCAAGUACUUUGCUGUCUUUGUGUACGAAGGUUUUGUUCUCUUUGCGAAGGUCCGCAAGCCGAGCGUCUACGAGCCCAAGUUCUGGUUUCCACUGUGGGCUGCCAAAUUGUACGACGGCAAGCAAGGCUUUUUCAGUCGACUUGGGAGCGAGGAAGCGCCAGCGACGUCGCGAGAAUACGCCUCCGUGCUACCCUAUUCCUGCAGGCUGAUCUGCCUUGGAGGUCACAACUUCGAGCUGGUGGCUUCUUCUGCUCGCGAGAAAGAGGCGUGGGUGGCGACGCUAGCACAAGCGAUCGCUCAUGCCCCCUUUUCACCGCCGAAAGGUGGUCCAAGCAGCUUCCCGUCAAGCCUGGGCGACUACUCCAUCGCUAGCGAUGACCUCCGCGUGUCAGGUCUGGCAGAGGAGCACUCCGACGCGUUCCUCGACGCUGACCCCUUGGGCACAUUCUUGACAGAGAACGCUGCUGCACCUUCUCCUGCCGAUAUCCUAGUGCGACAUUCUCCCUUAUCGGCACGAGCAGCAGUGGAUCGAGCAAUGAUCUUCUCGGAAGCCAUUGUCGCCGCGCGCGCUGGUGCCAUGAGAGAACGAGGAGAUCAGUCCUCAAACACCCCCUCGAUCGGCGCUGCUGUGGGGGCAGCUAUUGGGGGCCUUGCUCGAGCUGCUGCACGGAAGGCGCCGCGCCGCGCCAGUACUCUUUUCGCGGACGAUGAAAGACCUGUGCUGGAGGAUGGUACACCUAGAGAGAGCACAUCUCCAACGCUCGUCGCGAGUCCGACCAAGCUGGACACCCAACUCGCACCUGCGUCAACGAUGACUACUGCUUCCCCAACCUGGAAGGUGCGCACAGCUCGCUCGCGACCGCCCUUGUUGUCCGUGCCUGCACAGCAAAGUAGCAGCUCCACAAAUAACAGCACGUCCCCCAUUCAGUCCGUUGCACAGCCAGACGGCAAGCGGAACUCAUUCGCAGCUGAUGCAGCCGUUCCGAGACGGAAGAGCUUCGUCGACGAUCGAAGAUCUUCCAGCUCCAGGCCUCCCAGCACUCGCAACAACUCGAGCAUGACGAAUCUGAAGAAUAUGUGGACGUCGCGCAGUAGGACAAGCUCCGCGGAAUUCGACCUUAACGAGCUGACUGCUCGUGCCGCAGCAGGGGCGGACGCACACGCAACAGGCCAGUAUGCGCAUAGUCGCGCUUCUGUUCACCUAGCUGAAGACGCCGACCGGGCUUCGCCUGUCGAGCUGCUCCUCACUGACAUGGAAGAGCAGCCGGGCAACGAUGGGCAUUUGACCUUCACAUCCCGAGCUUCAACUUUAAAGGGAGCGUUCAGCCUUCGCAGGCGGCAGCGUAGCGGAAGCGCAUCGUCGGAUUUUGGACCGCCUCCUCUGGCGGGCACCAUCACUCCUUAUAAUCAAUCUCGGUCUGUCGUCAGCUCGCGGGAGUCCCUAAAUGUGACACCUUCGCCCCACAAGCUCGCGGCUCGCCUUGCCCAGAGCAGUCGCGAUUCACUGCGGCGCUCUUUUACUUUAGGCAGCAAGGGCAAGCAGCGUGCUAUGAGCCUGCCUAGUGCAGUCGACGAUGACGGAGCACUGCGGUCCGGCAAUCCGAACGCAAUCCUUUCUGCGGAGUCUGUCGCGAGUCGAGAGUCUCUCUCGCCAAUCGCCACACCUUCUGAUCGCGGCAGCGGUCACACUAGCCCUUCUCUUUCGGCUGAUGAUGGGCAUGUCCGAAUUCCGAGUGCAGGCGCUGAGGACGGACAAGCAUCAAGUAGCCCUGGACCUUUACCUGCCCUGACCUUGGCAUGCGAAGCUUCCACUGUGCGUCCGGGCUUCCUGAAUGGCACACUCAAGAACACGCGCCGGCUCUCCACACGCUUCCUGGGCAGUCGUUCGACUCCCCCCUUGUCGGGACUCAGAUCCGUUGCCGAAACCACGCAGGAGCACGCAUUUGGUGUGAUGCAGCCGUCGGAGCCCAAUCAGACUACCGCCGCCGUCAAGCUAGCCAAUGCGCCAGAGCGCGAGAGAACGACCUCGACCACGCGACCAAGAUCAAGUUCACUUCAGACAUCUGCUUCCCAGGAGGCCUCAAACUGA
Messenger RNA from Ceraceosorus bombacis, 4140 nucleotides. Lineage: Eukaryota; Fungi; Basidiomycota; Exobasidiomycetes; Ceraceosorales; Ceraceosoraceae. The record is from the annotation of a GenBank genome assembly.